AGCUGGUAAUCAGCUGUGAAUUCAUAAAACUUAUUUGGCACCUUAUUCUUUAAUAGAUACGAGAUAUAACAAUAGGGAUGAGUUUUAUAAGGAAUGGACCCAGAAUACUCCUAGCGGCCAUAUUGCCUAGCUUACCUGGCGAUCCAGCACAACAUGACGUUGUGUCUAAAGAUACAAAUACAUACAAGGCGUACUUGCAAAGUAAACCCGAUUUGAAUGAAACCGGAUGGGAACGCCUAAAAGAUAUGUUUAAAGUUGACGAGUUUGGCAGUAUAUCUUCUGAAUUGAACUCCGUCUAUCAGUCAGGUUUCGUUGGCUUUUUAUUUGGCGCAGUAUACGGUGGUGUUAUAAAUUCUCGGACUGCAUAUAUGGACUUCAUGGAAAACAAUCAAGCGACGGCAUUUAAAUCACAUCUCGAUGCCAAACGCAAAUUACAAGAUCAAGUAACAAUGAGUUUCGCUAAAGGUGGUUUCAAAUGGGGUUGGCGUAUUGGUUUGUUCACGACUUCCUAUUUUGGAAUAAUUACUUGUGUUUCUGUAUAUCGUGGAAAGUCUUCCAUUUUCGAAUACAUAGGAGCAGGUUUAAUUACAGGCGGCCUAUAUAAAGUAAAUCUAGGUCUGCGUGGGAUGGUUGCUGGAGGUAUUAUUGGUGGCCUAUUGGGAAGCGUGGCUGGUGCGGCAUCACUCGCACUCUUAUAUGCGUCUGGUACUUCUAUGGAGGAGAUAAGAUAUUGGCAAUAUAAAUGGCGCAUACAACGAGAAGAUAUGGUCCACGAUGCAAUGAAGGCGCAAGUAGACCAUGCUAUGAAAACGCCCAGCAUCUUUAAAAAGCAUGACGAAAAAGUUGGCGAAAAAAUAACUUUGGAUCCCAUCAAAUAAUUAUGAUCAAGAAGUUUCUUUAAAGAAACUAGUAGAGAAUUAAUUUUGUUUUAUUUUGAGUCUUUGUAUAUUUGCUAAAGAUUAUUUCGUUAUAAAUACAUUCGUUACAUUAGACAGCUAGACAUGUAUAGAAGACUUUAUUCUUAUUUGUUAAACAAACAGAGCAAAUAUAAAUUGUUUAACUUCAA
Messenger RNA from Rhagoletis pomonella (apple maggot), 1066 nucleotides. It is a transcript of the gene 140up, whose product is annotated as RPII140-upstream gene protein. The transcript has 5 exons. The record is from RefSeq and is a predicted model, not a curated record. Gene Ontology annotation, cellular component: mitochondrion. Lineage: Eukaryota; Metazoa; Arthropoda; Insecta; Diptera; Tephritidae. Bases 78 to 878 code for a protein of 266 amino acids.